Nomascus leucogenys (northern white-cheeked gibbon) is the source of this 3763-nucleotide messenger RNA. RefSeq names its product V-set and immunoglobulin domain containing 10 (gene VSIG10). Gene Ontology annotation, cellular component: cell-cell junction. Gene Ontology annotation, molecular function: cell adhesion molecule binding. Lineage: Eukaryota; Metazoa; Chordata; Mammalia; Primates; Hylobatidae. The record is from RefSeq and is a predicted model, not a curated record. Gene Ontology annotation, biological process: cell-cell adhesion.
AUGGCCGCGGGCGGCCGUACGCACGAGCCCCGCGUCCUCGUCUGCCUCGGGGCGCUCCUGGCCAGCUGGGUCGCCGUAGGAUUGGAGGCUGUUGUCAUUGGAGAAGUUCAUGAGAAUGUUACUCUGCACUGUGGCAGCAUCUCGGGACUGAGGGGCCUGGUGACCUGGUACCGGAACGACUCGGAGCCUGUCUUCCUUCUCUCGUCCAACUCUAGCCUCCAGCCAGCUGAGCCUCGCUUCUCUCUAGUGGAUGCCACCUCCCUGCACAUUGAGUCGCUGAGCCUGGGAGAUGAGGGAAACUAUACCUGCCAGGAGAUCCUGAAUGUGACUCAGUGGUUCCAAGUGUGGCUGCAGGUGGCCAGCGGCCCCUAUCAGAUUGAGGUCCACAUCGUGGCCACCGGCACACUCCCCAACGGCACCCUCUACGCAGCCAGGGGCUCCCACGUGGACUUCAGCUGCAACAGCAGCUCCAGGCCACCACCCAUGGUUGAAUGGUGGUUCCAGGCCCUGAAUUCCAGCAGCGAGUCCUUUGGCCACAACCUGACAGUCAACUCUUUCUCACUGUUACUAAUGUCGCCAAACCUCCAAGGGAACUACACCUGUUUGGCCAUGAAUCUGCUCAGCAAGAGACAUCGAAAGGUGACCACCGAGCUCCUGGUCUACUACCCCCCUCCAUCAGCUCCCCAGUGCUGGGCACAGAUGGUAUCAGGAUCAUUCAUGCUGCAGCUUACCUGUCGCUGGGAUGGGGGAUAUCCUGACCCUGACUUCCUGUGGAUAGAAGAGCCAGGAGGUGUAAUCGUGGGGAAGUCAAAGCUGGGGGUGGAAAUGCUGAGCGAGUCCCAGCUGUCCGAUGGCAAGAAGUUCAAGUGUGUUACGAACCACAUAGUCGGGCCAGAGUCGGGCGCCAGCUGCGUGGUGCAGAUCAGGGGUCCCUCCCUUCUCUCUGAGCCCAUGAAGACUUGCUUCGUUGGGGGCAAUGUGACACUUACAUGCCAGGUGUCUGGGGCCUACCCCCCUGCCAAGAUCCUGUGGCUGAGGAACCUUACCCAGCCCAAGGUGGUCAUGCAGCCCAGCAGCCGCCAUCUUAUUACCCAGGAUGGCCAGAACUCCACCCUCACCAUCCACAACUGCUCCCAGGACCUGGAUGAGGGCUACUACGUCUGCCGAGCUGACAGCGCUGUAGGGGUGAGGGAGGUGGAAAUCUGGCUGAGUGUGAGAGAACCUUUAAAUAUCGGGGGGAUUGUGGGAACCAUUGUGAGCCUCCUUCUGCUGGGACUGGCCAUUACCUCAGGGCUUCUGUUGUAUUACAGCCCUGUGUUCUGCUGGAAAGUAGGAAACACUUUCAGGGGACAAAACAUGGAUGAUGUCAUGGUUUUGGUGGAUUCAGAAGAGGAAGAGGAGGAAGAGCAGGAAGAUGCUGCAGUAGAGGAAGAGGAGGGAGCACAUGAGAGAGAGGAGUUGCCAAAAGAAAGACCUAAGCAGGACCACAUUCACAGAGUGACCGCCUUGGUAAAUGGGAACAUAGAACAGAUGGGAAAUGGAUUCCAGGAUCUACAAGAUGACAGCAGUGAGGAGCAAAGUGACAUUGUUCAAGAAGAAGACAGGCCAGUCUGAAGAAGAGGAUGGUCCAUGGUUGUCUUGCUCCAAAAGCUUGGAAAGCUACAUUGAAGACGAGCUCUUCAUUCAGCUUUGACUCAACCUGCACCCCUGGCGGGGGCUUGCACUAACAACAUUUGGGUCUCAGCAAAAAACAAAACCAAGCACACACAUCUUUCCUUCCAUGUAUUGAAAAACAUUGGUUUGAUUUGCUCUAGUUUUCCCAAUGAUGUUUAAAAGCUUUGAGAAGGAAAGCUGCUUUGGUGUCUGAGGUGCCACUUUUGCUGUGAAUCCUGGCUUUAUCCAGGUUGAUCUACUGUGAUAGAUGCUGAUUUAGAGGGAGCAGAGGUCAGGGAAGCACUGGGUCUUGGUGCCUUUUGCCACCUUUUUUUUUUUUUUUUUUUUUGAGAGGGAGUCUCCCUCUAUUGCCCAGGCUGGAGUGCAGUGGCACGAUCUCGGCUCACCACAACUUCUGCCUCCCGGGUUCAAGCGAUUCUCCUGCCUCAGCCAUGCCACCUUGCAAAUAUCAGCUCCUUGGAACAGGUGAAGUUCCAGGUACCAAUGUCAAUCAGAGGAAGGCAGUUUGGUUCAGGCUUUGGAGUUAGAAACACCUGAGGUUGAAUCUGGGCUCUGUUGCUUCCUUCUUUCAUGGGCUAGAGCACAACUCUUUACCUCUCUCUUGGCCUCAAUUUCCUCACCUGUAAAAUAGAUGAGGAAAUCGCUCACUUAUUGUUGUCUCGUUCUGAAAGCUUGGAAAGCUACAUUGAAGAUGAGCUCUUCAUUCAGCUUUGAUUCGACCUGUACCCCUAGUGGGGGCUUGCACUGGCAACAUUUGGGUCUCAGCAAAAAAACCAAGCACACACAUCUUUCCUUCCAUUUAUUGAAAAACAUCUUUGUAAGAUCCAUUCAUUGAAAAACAUAAUCCAUUUAUUGAAAAAUAUCUUUGUAAGAUCACCUGCUAAGUAUGAAAAUCUGACUUGAAUUUGUACUCUUUAAUGUUGCGUAUCUGCUCUAGUGGGCAGGACCUAGGGCUUAAAGGGGGACUUCCUUUCUCCAAUUCUAAGAACUGGGACUCUGAAAUGAGAAGCUGGUUGUCUGAAGUAACCCUGCAGGUGUGGUUGGGGAAGGUCUGUUUCCUUGGAUGAAGGAACUAAACUAAGCAUAUCAGAGCACUGUCUUAACCAGUUUUACUUCCCUGGAGAUAGAAUUCUUUUAAAAAGAGUUAGGGAGCUGGUAAUAGGAAGUGCCUUUCAUUAUAACUACAUUUUGCAGAGCUUCAUAUUUAUACACAAGCCUCCUAGGUGAUACACUAUUAGCUUGCAGACUUUCCUAUGCUUCAUUUCUCCUGUUGCUUUCAAAGAAGGCAGGAGACACGUUUAAUAACAGAGUAUCUGGUGAUAAGAAUUGCUUGGGCAAACCAGCUCAUCUGGACUGUUUCUCAGUCUUGGAAAUGGGAAGAGGAAAACUUGUUUCCUUCCUGCUUCUUAAGGAUAUUCUGAGGGUACGCUGAUCAAUAACACUAAAUUUGGAAUGAAAAUACCAUGUGAUGAGUUUAGCCUGCUGAUGCUUCCAGUAGAUCCUUGUAUAGUUUCAAGAUUUAAGUUUUCUGAUUUCAUAUAAAUUUCUUAAAGUCGAGGACCUUAUAAGGGUGCAAUGGAUGUUUGCUAAAUAUGAAAAACUGACUUGAAUUUGCACUCUUUAAUGUUGCGUAUCUGCUCCAGUGGGCAGGACCUGGGGCUUAAAGGGGAACUUCCUUUCUCCAAUUCUAGGAACUGGGACUAGAGAAGCUGGUUGUCUGAAGUAACCCUGCAGGUGUGGUUGGGGAAGGUCUGUUUUCUUGGAUGAAGGGAUUAAACUAAGCAAAUCACUAGAAGUAUGCCCUGUCCUCUGCUCAGAACAUUGGGGAGCUCAAGAGUGGGCUGCAAUGUGCACCCCUCAGGAAUAGCUGUGAAUUGCAGUUCUACUGGUUUUUUGCUUUUUGUCUUUUGCUGCAAGGUACCCCACGUACUUAACCAUUCUCAACAGUGUAAAUCAGGGUCAUUUUAGAAUGAGAUACUCAGCUUGCUUCUAAAGUCACUGAAUUACUGAGUGAGUCUUUCCUUUCGAGUCUUUGGCAACCAAAUUCCAGAAUUGAAGAGUCUACUACUCAGAGGCAACAAGAUUAAAA